AUGAAUUCAAAUUGGUUAUCAUUAAGAGGACGCAUCUUUACAACUAUAGGUAGUACGUCUAAGCCUGGAAUUCCAACAACACUAAACACAGUUAUCAAAAGAAACGGAAAAUCCCUUUUAAAACCAUUUCCUAGCCUAAGACUGAAUAAAGCUGGAGAUUGUAAUAACAUUCAAAGUGCCCAAAGCAUUAAGAUAGAUCCAAAUACGAAUUAUAUAUGGGUACUCGACGAAGGCAACAUAAGAUUCUGUCGUAGAAAACUAGCUGUUUAUUGCAUAAAAACGAGACAAGAAGUGUUUCGGCAUAUAUUUCCAGACUCGGUUUUAUCUGAAUCAUCAAUGCUUUUUUAUCUGACUUUGGAUAGAGAUCAAGGUAUAACUAGGUAUGUCUAUGUUGCCGAUUCUAUUGCAAAUAAACUUAUUGUUGUUAAUGCGGUUACAAAUGCAUCUUGGUUGUUUUCACACCCGUCAAUGGUAGGUGAAGCUAAUGCAGGUAAUAUAACUGUAAAUGGAGAAACGAUCUUCAGUAGGGGAGGUAUAAAUGGUAUUUCAACCACGUCAGAUUUCAAAUUUGUUUACUAUUUCUGUGUUGCUAGUUUCAAAACAUGGAAAAUAUCUACAAGUAUACUAAGAAACCCUUCCGCUGACAGUAUCGCAUUUGAUGAAAAUGUUAGAAUGAUAGGUAUUCGUCAAAACCAUGUUGUAAGUCUGACUCCUGGAACAAGAAGCUUCUUUUUUCCUGCUCUAAAAAUCAAUGGUAUAUUGAAAUUGGAACGCAAACAAGACAUUUUUAUAGACGACAGCGAAGAAAAAGUUAACUUGCGGACAUUUCAAAGGCUGUCAUCGUCCACUGCCUUGAAUUUCGCAGAUGGAAUGCACAUAGAUAAUGGAUUUUUAUAUUUUGUUACAAAUAAGUUCCACAAAGUUCGCUUAGGAACGCUGGAUUUUUCUGGCGAGGUACACAUCCAAAAUCAUACAAGAACUAAAGUAACUUAG
This is a messenger RNA of Mytilus trossulus (common blue mussel), 993 nucleotides long. RefSeq names its product L-dopachrome tautomerase yellow-f2-like. Bases 1 to 993 code for a protein of 330 amino acids. Lineage: Eukaryota; Metazoa; Mollusca; Bivalvia; Mytilida; Mytilidae. The record is from RefSeq and is a predicted model, not a curated record. The transcript has a single exon.